UUGAGCAGUGUAAGAUCGUAUUCAUCAGCUUGCGUUAUAUUCAUUACUACAGCAGGAAAGUAGAAUCCACGUCUGUUUGCUGUGCGCGUAUUUACGCAUUCAGAUCAUCGAUAACAGAAGCAGUUUGAAAUCGUCGUUUACUGUCCGAACUUGUUGAGGUUCUUGCAGAGAAGAGGAGCUAUGGAUUUGGCGUGUCUGGUGUGUUUAGCACUGAGCGUGGGUGCCUGGUUCGCCUCUGCGGAGAGACACAGCGUCUAUUGGAACAGCUCGAAUCCAAACUUCCUGUGGGAUGAGUACACUGUGGAAGUGCGUAUCAACGACUAUCUGGACAUCAUCUGCCCCCACUACACCCACGGUGAGGUGUCAUCGCAUGCAGCUGAGCGCUAUGUGCUGUACAUGGUGGAGAGGGAGGACUAUGAGGUGUGUAAACCUCACUCCUUUGACCAGCUCCGCUGGGAGUGCUCACGGCCGUUCGCUCCCCAUGCUCCUGAGAAAUUCUCUGAGAAGUUCCAGCGCUUCACUCCAUUCACCCUGGGAAAGGAGUUCAGACAGGGAGAGAGCUACUAUUAUAUCUCCAAGCCAAUGCAUCACCAUGGCCAGGAGUGUCUGAGACUGAGAGUGGAUGUGGUCGGGCAUAAAGGCUCUGGAAAAAGUCACCUAGACAAAUCCAAGGCAGAGGAGACAGGGAAAAGCUUAGAUGGAGGAAAAAUGAAGUUUCUUGCUGCCGGAGGAGUGCACAACCCCUCUAACCACCUCCCAGCAGAUGACCCUGCUGUGAUGGAGCCAAACGUCCAGAGGAGUAUCGGCAGCUCAGCAGUACAGCUGUAUUCCUUUCCACUCUUCUUUACCAUGAUCCCAGUCUUACUAGCCUUGAUGCUACACUAAGGCUGACCAUAACAGAGACAAUACUACCCUACCCGAUGCUGGUCGUUGGGACAAUGAACUCUGAGAGAAAAUUUUUUAUACAGAUUUUUUAUACAAGCAUGGACAGUGCUGUCAGCAGGAGUGUGUGUUUGAUGUGUUUGUUUGCGUGGAUGUGGAAUGUGGAUCAUUCCAAAGAAGAAGACCUCAAAGAUGUUUUUUCUUACUUCAUUACGUGGAUGGAUUUCUCAUUUUUGACCAUUUACGAUGCACAUUUUUUCAGUCGUGAACAAAACUGGAAGCAACCUGAUCAAAAAACUUUAUGAAUUAAUGUCCAAUUUAAAAUUACAAGACGAACAUAUUAUCCACAUUAUUAUGUUGUCAGAUUUUCAUACCAUUGGUACAAAUGUGCAUUGUAUUACUGAUCUCAAACCAUCAGUGUCAUUUUUUUCCUCUUCAUGUAGAGAAGUUAUUGUGUAUUGGAAAUGUUGUCACCUACUGCCAAACUGUUAUACAUUAUGUAGGAUUUUUGUCAUGUAGCACUCAGCUCCCUGUUAUAUCUCUGUAUGUCUCUGUUAAAGCACCACUGUGACAUUUACACCAAUACACAAGAUACACAAUCUUUUACUAAUCUAUUACAUGGUGUCAUGUAAGUGGUUGAUCAAGAGAACAAAACUGAUCAAACCAAAGACUAACGGGAGUGUCAGGGAGCUGAGCUUCUUCAGUACCUAUGGUUCUUCACUCUUUUCUGCUGUCUUGACGGUAUCAUGGUAUGGUACACUGGCUGAUGUUUGCAGAUGUGAUCCCACUUGCACAUUGUCAAGCCUCAAACUGAAGGGACUACCCACAAUAUAUUUACAGUUGUUUUUCUUGUAAAAUGUUCUUGUGUCAUUUUGCAAAUGUUUAUAUGUAAAUUUGUACAUAGAAAAAAAAACUAUGAGAAGCUGUUUUAAGGUGUUAAAAAUCUUUAGUGAAAUAAAAAAAAAAUUGUGAUGUAA
Toxotes jaculatrix (banded archerfish) is the source of this 1859-nucleotide messenger RNA. It is a transcript of the gene efna1b, whose product is annotated as ephrin-A1b. Lineage: Eukaryota; Metazoa; Chordata; Actinopteri; Toxotidae. Gene Ontology annotation, cellular component: plasma membrane. Gene Ontology annotation, biological process: ephrin receptor signaling pathway; axon guidance. The transcript has 4 exons. Bases 181 to 885 code for a protein of 234 amino acids. The record is from RefSeq and is a predicted model, not a curated record. Gene Ontology annotation, molecular function: ephrin receptor binding.